This is a messenger RNA of Bombyx mori (domestic silkworm), 1517 nucleotides long. RefSeq names its product keratin-associated protein 19-2. The transcript has 4 exons. The coding region runs from base 165 to 764 and encodes 199 amino acids. The record is from RefSeq and is a predicted model, not a curated record. Lineage: Eukaryota; Metazoa; Arthropoda; Insecta; Lepidoptera; Bombycidae.
AAAGCCGAAACAGAGUAAAACUACCGUAAUAUGUAUUAACUGUGGUGUUUCUUUCUGUUUGUGCCUGCAAUAAAAAGGCGUGAGAUGAAACAAUCUUGAUCAUUGUGAGUUAGUGCGAAGAACAAAGUUAUCUAUAGUGAAUUCAGUGAUCAAAUAUUUAUACAAUGAAUUAUUUGAGUCUUCUUUUGUUAUGCUGCUCGGCGGCCGUGACGAUCGGACAAAGAGUAUCGGAUACGAGCAAUGACUUUACCGGUCAAACGCGAAACGCGGGCGGUUACGGCCUUCUAAAGCCGGGCUAUCAAAACGGUUACAGCGGCUAUGGCGGCUACAACACCGGCAGCGCUGGAAGCAGUUACCCGGGUUACGGAAAUUAUCCUGGCUACGGCAGCUCGGGUUUCGGUUACGGAAAUACCGGUUUAAGUAACGGCUACGCCGGUUUCGGUUAUCCGGGUCAAAGUUAUCAGGGCGGGUUUGGCGGUAACUAUGGUGGUUACCAAGGCGGAUAUCAAGGCGGUUAUCAGGGAGGCUUCGGCGGACUUUCAGGGUACCCGGGCUAUGGAGGGUACAGACCGGGAUAUCAGAGCGGCAGUGCCGGUUACCCGGGCUACAAAUCUGGAUACAACCAAUACAGAUCCAGUUUCGACCGGUACCCCGCGACCAACGCUGGUAAUUUCUUUGGAGGCUACGGCGACGGCUACAGCGACAACUUUAGGGUGGUCGCGAGAAGUACUAACGAGAAGAAGAAGGUGGAAACUGUAGCUUAACUCAAUAGAAAUAAGAUACAUUUUUUAAGUUGUCGAUUAAGUCCUUAUAAAAACACCGUAGUUUGUGCUAAUCGAUUAAUGGUUAUUGUAUUUUAGACAAAGACUUUUACUAGUUAAAUAUGAUAAGCAAUCUAAUAAUCUAAUGAUUUAAUCAUUUUUAUUAAUUGACAUUUAUGGUUUUCGAUAUACAAUUUCGUGGAAUCACAUCUUUGGUACAUUCACGCAAGUAAAAAAACGUUGUCAAUAUUAGUAAUUGUAUAUUUAGAGCCAGUGAGAAAAUAUAUUUUCUCAUAACACAUAUAAGAUGACCCUAUAUAUUCCUAUAUUGCCUUUUCGCAUUAAAAGUGUACAAUUUCCAAAAAUAUUCGAUAUUGAGUUAAUAUGCGUAAACAUUUGGUAACACCAGGAUUUUUCUCAUAAAUACUGUCAAAAGAGCGUAGUUUAGUUUUUGUUUUUGUUUUUACUUUAUCUAUGUUUUGACUACUAUUAACAAAAUUAAUACAUAAUUUUAUCUUACUUUAAAGGACAAGUAAUGUAACUGGUAAAAAAUAAACAUAAAUGUUGCAAAUAUUUAUGAUUAUUAUUAAAAAUAUAACAUGUUUAACCUUUAAAACACUCCCCUUUAAAAUUAGUAAGUUUUGAGAUUAUACAGUUUUAAUGCGAGAAGACGAUAUGUUGCAAUAUAUCCAAUGUAGUAUUUAUGUAAUCUAUAUCUGUGUAUUUUAUUCAAAUAAACUUGAAGCUUUAAGUCAA